Molecule: messenger RNA, 597 nt
Organism: Penicillium nucicola
Lineage: Eukaryota; Fungi; Ascomycota; Eurotiomycetes; Eurotiales; Aspergillaceae
Product: HIT family protein
Exons: 2
Coding region: 1-597 (198 amino acids)
Molecular function (GO): catalytic activity
Source: RefSeq, a predicted model, not a curated record
AUGGCAGCCCUGAAAGGCGCCACGCCAAUUUACUUUGGCUCCUUUAUCGUGACACCACAGGUCUUCUUCCAAACACCCCUCACCUUCGCCCUGGUCAACCUCAAACCAAUCCUGCCCGGUCACGUCCUCGUCUCUCCACGACGCGUCGUCCCCCGCGUUGCAGACCUAACACCCGCCGAAACAAGCGAUCUCUUCCUUACAGUGCGCCGAGUCGGCCGCAUGGUCGAGCGCGUCUAUGGAGCAUCGAGUUUGAACAUUGCUGUGCAGGACGGUGUGCAUGCUGGCCAGAGUGUUCCACAUGUGCAUGCACACAUCAUUCCUCGCAGAGCGGCGGAUUUAGAUCACCGCGGUGGUACGGAUGCAGUGUAUGAUAUGCUUGAUGGAGAGGAAGGGGAUUUGGGAAAGAAUUUCCGAGAAGCUGGGGCUGGAAACCAGGCUGAUGGGUCUGUAAGCUCUGAGGAGGAGACUUCGAGGUCUGGGAGGAGGUCUAGGUUCCCUGCUGUUGAUAACGAGGAGCGGAAGCCUAGGAGCGAGGAGGAGAUGAAAACUGAGGCUGAGAUGCUGGCCCAGGAGAUGGAAAAUGAACCCGUUGAUUGA